AUGAACACAAUCGGCUUUCACGGCGCAAACGGUGCGUAUGCAGAGGACGCCAUCCUCGAAUUGACGUCGAACCACCCCAGCUUCGCCAACCAUUCCUUCACAACUGAGGGAUUCGAUACCCUGGCCGAGCUACUGGCAAGUGUCCAGCGCGGCACAGUACGACACGGCCUGAUUCCCAUCGAGAACUCACUCUCAGGAACCCUGCACUCUGUCCUUGAACUCUUUGCAAAGCAGGAACCCCGUCUUUGGGUCGUGGGGGAGUACACCUGCAGUGAGUCGCACUACAUCAUGGCACGCGAGGAUAUCGUCACAGACCUCAAGGACAUUGUCGAGAUCCAAUCCCACCCGGCGAUCCUGGAACAGUGUCAGGAUUUCUUGGAUGCUACGUUGCCCGAGGGGUAUAGGGCUGUGUUGGCUAGCAAUACUGCUACUGCUGCUGAACAAGUUGCUAACAGUGAUGAAUUUGGGAUCGCGGCACUGGCUGGAAAACGAGCAGCAACACUCCACGGCCUCACCAUCCUAGGUCAGGACUCGACCCCCAACAACAUCACUCGGUACUGGCUCAUCUCCCGCCACCCAGUCCACCAACCCGACCGACACAUGUCCCCCAAAUCUUCCUUCGCCCUUGUCAUGAAGAACCAAAUCGGUGCCCUUCAUCGCGUCUGCGCCUGUUUUGCACUCCGGGAUAUCAAUAUCACAAAGCUGGAAUCGAGGCCGAGUUCGAGGAACAUUACGAGUGCCAGUCCGUGGGAGUACACGACUUACAUCGAUAUUGAGGGUGCUCCGGGCAAUGAGGAGAAUGUGAGAAGGGCGGUGGAGAAUUUGAAUGAGUUUACACAAAAGUGUAUUCACCUUGGCUCCUACCCGAGAUACUUGAUCGGAAACACCAGGAAUUGA
This is a messenger RNA of Linnemannia hyalina, 897 nucleotides long. Lineage: Eukaryota; Fungi; Mortierellomycota; Mortierellomycetes; Mortierellales; Mortierellaceae. The record is from the annotation of a GenBank genome assembly.